AUGGGCAGAAUCCUUGGUUUCCUCGGUGGUACUAUCUUAACAAGCUCAAUUGCUUACCUUAGUCUCGAGCAUUUCCGGCAACACCGAACAUACAUCUCACAAUCGCUCCGCUCCUCUCGAAAACUCUCAGAUUCACUCCUUGCACCUGCUCAAGUCCCGAGGCUCCCCGAACCGCGAAUUGAGAGACCAAGUCUUGUAGAAACCCUCAAGGAUGCUUGGAACUGGGAAGUUGAGUCAAUGGUUAGAUGGGUUCAAGGUUGGGACUUGAUCAAAGCUAGAGAGCGCUUUGAAGAAACAGCCAUAAAUAUUGUUGGAUCGGUCAAAAAAUAA
Molecule: messenger RNA, 330 nt
Organism: Morchella importuna
Lineage: Eukaryota; Fungi; Ascomycota; Pezizomycetes; Pezizales; Morchellaceae
Exons: 2
Coding region: 1-330 (109 amino acids)
Biological process (GO): cristae formation
Cellular component (GO): MICOS complex; mitochondrial crista junction
Source: RefSeq, a predicted model, not a curated record